This is a messenger RNA of Oncorhynchus kisutch (coho salmon), 4187 nucleotides long. Its product is annotated as glycophorin-C-like. The record is from RefSeq and is a predicted model, not a curated record. The transcript is spliced from 5 exons. Bases 1563 to 1859 code for a protein of 98 amino acids. Lineage: Eukaryota; Metazoa; Chordata; Actinopteri; Salmoniformes; Salmonidae. Gene Ontology annotation, cellular component: membrane; cortical cytoskeleton.
UCCUUUUAAGGUCCUUUUUGAAAACGAUUUAGUAUGUCUUUUUUCUGCAUGCUUUUAAUGCAGUUAGGGUAGAAUUUUCUCUUGCACCCUGGGCAAAGUUAGUACUGUCUGUUACUGCUCUUGACUCAUGACAGGUUGUCAUAGUAACAGACCUGAUGAAGGCAGAGCUUCCUGAGUCUGUUUAGAGAUAUACUAUACAGUGGCAUAGUAGCUAUUAACAAUGCAGGAGAUAAUGAAGCAACUUGUUGAUUAGUUGUUUACUUACACAAGCACCCUGCAACUGAGAUUUUGAGGCUUGUUAUAACCAGUAGGCUGUUUUAGCACCUCAACGUUGGUCAAAGUGUUACUCUGUCUCCUCACAUAAGACACUUCUGUAAAGUUAUAAUUGAGGCAGACAGUGGUAUGUAGCCUACAGAGUUAUACAUCUAUGAUGCAGUAGUCUGCAUUUUAUGAAAACUAAACACAAACAGCCUUUUCAGCUUAUGUGACGGUGCAGCUGUGAAUGACAUCUGCCCUCAUUGUGGCACCCAGUCAGCCAGUAGACGCCUAACACGGAAAAUUUAGGUCAAAAUUCUGUGGUACACGAAGUUCAGAAUAAAUGCUUGGAUUCUACUUGACGCCCUUGAGUCAAAAUGUUAUGGUUAUGACUUGACAUAGGUUGGGUACUGCAAAACUCUCUAAGACACAGAAGGUAAGUUCUGAGACAAAAUUAUCUAAUGUAACCAGGUAGCCGGGGGGAGGGGGCUUGCACGUUGUGUAAGAGCCCCCACCCCCAUCAAAGUUGCCCGUCCCUGUAGAAGAAGGAAGAAGAUUGCAUGUGUUAACUUCAUGCAGGAGAGAGGCAGCCAUGAUGAUACCCAUGAACAGACAGACAGGGAUAGAGAGAGAGAGGGACAGAGAAAGAGGGACAAAGAGAGAGGGACAAAGAGAGAGAGGGAGAGAGAGAGAGAGAGAAAGAGAGAGAGAGAGAGAGACACAAACAAACAGGUAAGUGCCUCUCCAAGCUCAGAGUUCAUAGACUGAUGAUCUGUCUUAAUGUGAAUCAAUCUGACUUAUUAUAUAUCAUCUCUGAUUAAAUGAUAGCAGCUUAUGUUUAGAGGGUGUUUUGCAUGAGUUAACUUCAUGCAGGAGAUAGGCAGCUAUGAUUGUAUAUUUUUUUUAAAUAAUUUUGUGGAGUGGAGAUUGAUUAAUUUCAGUUUGACCGUUCAUGCCUACCUUUUCUUAUAAAAAAUGUUUAACUGUGUAUGUUGCUGGUUAUUAUUACAUUAUUACAACUGUAUUAUAAGUAGAACAUAUUAUGUUAGAAACCACACAUUAUUUAGAGCAAAAGUAGUAACAACCUGACAUAGGGAAAGUGAGAAAAAAUUGCUAGGAAAUUAUUCAUACAGUAGCAGAGAAAGAGUACACAAUGGUUGUUUAAUUGAGUAUAUCCACAUUAACAUUCACACUGGUUUUCAGCACAGUAUGAAUGGUCAUGGCCCUAAGACUGAUUGGACUGUACCAGAGUAAGUGACCCUCUGUAAGGCCCCCCUUAGCGGUCUAAAUCUGCGAAACCAGAAGCCAUGACACAACCCAUGCCAACCAGUCUGAGUGAAACAGCAGACAUGAUAACCCCUGUUGUUUGCGACGUGGAUGAUGGAUACUUUGAUGCCAUACUAGGAGCUGUCAUUGCUGCUGUGGUCCUGGUGCUUCUUUGCUUGGCAGUGGUAGUGAUUCGCUACAUGUACCGGCACAAAGGCACCUACCACACCAAUGAGGCCAAGGGCACCGAGUUUGCCGAAACAGCGGAUGCGGCACUUCGAGGCGACCCGGCUCUGCAGGAUGCCAUGGACGAGAGCAAGAAGGAGUACUUCAUCUGAUCUCAGGAGCGGCACCCCCUGCUGUUUACAAUGAACUUGGUCUGCCAAAAUAAGUGUAUUCUGGGGUUGGAGGAUAGAAAAGCUUGGAGAGGGGGUGAAAAUCGCCUCACCAUACUGAUGCUCAGAGUGACUGUUCAGACAAUCUACCAAAGAAACAUCAGAUGCAUCUUACAAUAAUAUCAAUUCAGUAUUCUUCCCCCUAUCUGUUUCUUUCUCCAAUAUAUUUGGCAUAUCACCAAGCAUAUAUACUUUUCAAAACACUGACUUUGCUAUUAGGAGGCUAUAUUUUUGUCAUGCAGAAGUGGGGAACAGUGAGGAAAAACGCUUCUUAUGAGGAUCUAAGGCACCCAUAGACACCUAUGCCUUCUGUGGAAAAAGCAAGAGUAUUCCUAGAACACAGAGUUGUAAGUAAUGGACCCUUCUCAAAAACGUCUAUGAUGAAACUCAAGGAAGUGAAUGGAUGUAGAAUUUAGCUCACAAAACUAAUUCUAUUUUCUAAUGGUAUUGAACCCAAAGCAAAAUCAAUUUUGUAAUGAAGAAACCUCUCAAUAAAUAGUAGGAGGAAAACAUGGAACAAAUUAUGUCGAAGGAAGCGACUUUUACUGUACGAAAUUAAUCACCAAUGGGCCCGUACCAAAAUCCUGAAUAUGCCUGGAUGCUCCCGGAAUUACUUUUCAAGAACUUUUGUUUGGAUUGUGAUUGUCAAUUUGUGAGUGUUCAAGGGAAUGGCUUUAGCAAUGGUUAAUAACUAGUUAAUUACAGAUCCAAAGAGAUAAAGUGAGAGCUGAACAACCUAAAACUGCAGGAAGACCUUGCCGGAUGAGGUUAGUUGUGAAUACCAAAGUGAUGCUCUGUCUUAGACAGGGAGGAUCAGGGUUCAAACAGGUUCCUAAUGACAUUUUCUCACUAGUAGCCGAAAAUCAAUUCCAAGUAUAUUGACAUGCUAUUUGGAUAGCCACAGAAAACCAAACAUAUUGUGGUCUUCCCAUCCUGAUUUGGGCUUAAUAAAUUACACAAACUAAAAGUAUUGUGCGGUUUGUGUCCAUAACAUUUUUUGCAUGAACAUUAUAGACCUGACAUUUUUUGGAUUGAUGCAGAAAUCAAUGAUGACUUUGUGAGCACCAGAGGUUCCUGUAUAAAUGUCUAAGGGUGGAUAAGUGUUGUGAUCUGGUCAAAGCCGUAACCACUAUUUGUGGGUCUAUUUCUUGGAACACUGUAAUGAUGCUUUUUAAAUUGCCUUGCUAAGGAAAAAUAUUGAAGUACAACUCAUUCAGCUGUAACUGCACUGCCUCAGUAAAACGACAACUGCAAUCAUUGGAUAUUGUCUGUGAUGUUCCGCCAGGAUGAUACUAGACAAAAAUGAGAACACCCAAGGAUUUUUUAUUUUUUUGUCAAUUAAUUUUAUUGUGGUGGAAAUGGCAACUGAAAAUAUGCCCCCCCCCCAUUCUCCAAAUCUCAUUUCAAUUCCCCAAACCCUUUUUCUCUUCUCUGCUGGCUUUGAUUAAUGUGAACUUUUCUUUGUCUCCAUGAUUGCCAAGUUCAAAAAGAAUAGAAAGGACCGUUUUCUUGAUUCAAAAAAGAAGGGCCAAUGCAAGAUGGCUCCUCUGCAAAUUAUGCUUUGAUAACUAGUGCUGAUGCAAACAAGUAUAAGACACAUACGCAGCAAUGUAAUUAUUCACUCUCCUGAGGGCGGACACUUUUUUUUUAGAUCACACCUUAAAUGUAGUGUAAGACAAUUGCUACCAAAAUGUAUUUAAUCUCUGCUGAAGAUAACGAAAUUCUCUCCAGCUUGUAAUUUCCUAACACAAGAUAAAAAUGAGAAGACUUGUAGUAAGAGGAUGCAUGGCUAUGCCAAGGCAUAGCACUUAACAGAAGCUGUUCCAGAACUGAAGAUACCUUGAUCCCGGGAUUGUGCAUCAUUUGUUUGCUUUUGGCCCUCUUUGCAAUAGUGCAUGUCGUUGACUUUCACUAUAAGUGUAUUUCAUACAUUAAUAGCAGCUUUCAAACUGAGAGCUCUCUGUAACUACAGUUCAUUUUUGUUUUUUCAUUCUUAACUGACAGGAGACCACUGACAUUGAGAAACAGAGAGGAAAGAUCUGAGCUAGCCUCAGCGGCAGUAAGAAAUACAACUUUACUCUCUGUUUCUUUUGCACUGUGGGAUUACCAGAUUCAAGUGGCAGGAAUUUACUCUUUACGUCCCCUUCACCUUGAAUGUUUUUGUUAACUGUUGAAUUAUUCAUGUUCACGCAUUAUUUUGAAGCACAAAUGUUUUAUUUAUUUCCACGAGGUAAAUCCAACUAAAAGCAAAUAAAAGGCAUUCUAAGUCAA